AUGUGCCGCAUUCAGUCAUGGACGUGCGGCUCUGCGUGCAACAGUGUGGCAACCUUUGAGCCGAAGGCUGCAAUGAGCCACGUCAUCACGGGCGCCGGCGGCUUUGUCGGCGUGGAUCACGCGACGCAACAGAUCGUGGUCGCCUUUCGUGGCACCAGCAACAUUCAGAAUAUCUUGGCUGACAUCCAUGUGCUGUUGGCGAAGUACGACAAGAGCUCGAGCUGCGGCUCACAGUGCGAGGUGCACAGUGGCUUCUAUGCCUCCUAUAUGUCUCUUCGUCAACAGACACGAGACUCUGUGCUGGAGCUGAUUCACAAGAACCCCACGUACGAGAUCGUCGUCACUGGGCACUCGCUCGGUGGGGCCAUUGCGCUACUGGCGGCUGCCGACUUGCAGGAGCGACUCAACAAUCUUGAAAGCCCCUCUGACUUGAAGCUGGUGUCCGUGUACACAUUUGGUGCACCACGAGUCGGCAACGUUGCCUUUGCAAAGUGGCCAGACUCCUUGCUGGCGAAGGGAGCCAAGUAUCGCAUCACCCAUGCGGGCGAUCCGCUGGUGAUCGUUCCUGCGCGCACGUGGGGCUACGCGCACAGAGCCUCCGAAGGGUUCUACAUGACGCCCUCGAAUAACAGUGCUGUGAUGUGCAACGACUUGUCAGGUCAGGAGGACUCGACGUGCACCCUCGCUAUAUUUUUUCGCGUGCUCGAUGACCACAUGUACUACAUGGGGGACACCACGGGAUGCAAAGGACACGCCUCCCUUCCCAGCGCCGCGGUCUGCGAUGCACCCGCGGUAGGGUGCGUCAUAUUCUUGCUUGGAGUUCUGUACAGCCUACUGUGA
Leishmania major strain Friedlin is the source of this 840-nucleotide messenger RNA. Its product is annotated as lipase precursor-like protein. NCBI's taxonomy places the organism in Eukaryota, Euglenozoa, Kinetoplastea, Trypanosomatida, Trypanosomatidae. The record is from RefSeq and is a predicted model, not a curated record. The transcript has a single exon. The coding region runs from base 1 to 840 and encodes 279 amino acids. Gene Ontology annotation, biological process: lipid metabolic process.